Zasmidium cellare ATCC 36951 is the source of this 486-nucleotide messenger RNA. RefSeq lists its product as uncharacterized. The record is from RefSeq and is a predicted model, not a curated record. Lineage: Eukaryota; Fungi; Ascomycota; Dothideomycetes; Mycosphaerellales; Mycosphaerellaceae. The coding region runs from base 1 to 486 and encodes 161 amino acids. The transcript has a single exon.
AUGCUACCGCACAACGACCUCGAUCGACGGCCUUGCUACUUCACCAUCACCCCACCGAGCUACGACCACUUCUCUGUCGAAACACCGUACUGCUCGCCAACUUUCUGCCCGGACGACUGCACUCCAGCCUACUCGCAACACCCGCUAUUGGCAUCGAGAGAGUUGUUCUCACCUCUACACGACCUCGACCAUCCAAAAGCCACGACAAGCCUCAUGUCUAUGCAGACUUCCGCCGCCCAUGGCGCCCCACGGCCAAAAAUCUAUCCCAUGCAAAAUGUCCUACACGUAACGAGCGACGACUCCACCUCAUCAAGCGGAUCAAACAACAGCUCCUACGGCUCAUCACCUGAACUUGCAAGAUGUUCAAGGUGUCAACGAACGCCGAGCGUCGAUGUCAGGACUGGCAAAAACAACAUGGUACAAUACGGCCUCAACCUCUGGUACUGCAAUCGGUGUGCAGCCCUUGUCGGCUUGACGAAACGCUGA